CGUAGUUCACAAAGCGAGCACCUUGAGACAUUUCCGGAAAGAGACUUAAUUUGAUUGUAUUUGUCAUUAUCUGUGCCACGGAAUGAAUUCUAAAGGAUGGAAACGUUUGGAAAUAGCAGAGCUAUUAAUAGCACUAUAUACAAUUACACAAAGUUCGAGUUUAUAAUGUUAAUAUCAUAUUUUCAGAACAGGGCGGUGUCGUUAUGCUGGAAUUUCUUUGACCUGCCAGAGAAUGUGCAGAAUGCAUGGAUUUUUCUGAAGAACAGGAUGUCCCCAUCAAUAAAUUAUUAAGCAUACACAACCAUCUAUUGACCUAUUCAACAAAGAAUAUAUUACAUUUGUUGCUAUAUAUUUGAGGCGAGUUUUAAUUAUCGAUGAUCAACAGUUGGUCUUUAGAUCAACAAGUAGUCGAAGUGCAGGAAGACAAUUAUUGUCUGUGCUGAUGGAAGUCUUUCAACUACAAAGCUCAUAUUAAACUAAUUCCAUCAAAAUGUUGCCGAAAAAGAAAGAUUCUGCAUCAGGUAUAAAUGAUGGAAUUGCUGGGAAAUAUGUCAAAAGAGACACUCCACCUAUGUUGAGAAAUUACCAUACUCCUGUAAGACAAACGCCAAACUUCCAGAGAAGGAGUUCAAAGACACCAGCAUUUUACGUUCCUCAGCAACCCAUCAUCCGCCCACCCGUGUCACGCUCUGUCCUUCCCACCUCACAGAUGACCUUCACCAGUACAAGCAGCUCCUAUGAACGUCAGGUACAGACUCACAUCAACAAAUCACAGCCACAGAAACAGUCUCUAAGUAAACCCAUACAGACACCAGUGUCUCCGAUCACUCACGGACUACAGAACAUUCAUAUGUCUAGUCAGGGUGGGGAACACUUCCAUACUCCUAAUGUUAAUCUGUCUCAACCGGGAGGUGUUCCCUACCAGUCUGCUAAUGCAGGGUCCAACAGCUCCCUAAGUACUCAGGGAUCAACAUCUAGUCGUGCGACCACUGGGUCAUCUGGCUAUCAGAGUGGAGGUUCAGCCGUCCAGCACUUGGUCCAGGAGGUCAAACAACCCCAACCCCAGCCCAGCAGACUGGGGGCCAUCAGAGAAGACAAUAACGACGACAUGUCUGGGCAUUAUCACAGUAACUAUGGCAAUGACCAUCAUAAUCAGUAUGAUGAGAACUACCAGAUCCAACAGUACCACCAGGAGAUACGUAAACACUACGCCCAGCAGAAUCCUGGAGGACAGAUUGUAAAGCAAAGCCUGCACGCCUCCGCACAGAAGGAGAUCCAGACCACCGUCCCAUCCUCUGCCUCAAGUGGGUUCGCUGGUCAAGACGAGAUGGCCUUACCAACUGGCUGGUCUAUAGACUGGACGGUGAGGGGAAGGAAGUAUUACAUUGAUCACAACACCCAGACUACCCACUGGAGCCACCCGUUUGAGAAGGAAAGUCUGCCGAUGGGCUGGGAGAGGAUCGAAUCCAAGGAGUUCGGAGUCUACUAUGUCAAUCACUUUAUGAAAAUAGCACAGUACCAGCAUCCAUGUGCCCCGACCAUGCCUCAGUUGAACCUUGCCUUCCAGUUCUCUCAACGACCCGGUCUACCCCAGCAGAUAGAGUACCGACCAGCUCGUCAGACAAAUGUGCUGGUACCUGCAAAUCCUUAUCUUUAUACAGAAAUCCCCCAGUGGCUGAGUGUCUACUCCAGAGGUGCACCAGAACAUGACCACAAGUUAAAGUGGGACUUGUUCACCGUCAGUCAACUGGAGCAUUAUGACGCCAUGCUUAUGAGAUUACACAAACAAGAACUGGAACAAAUUGUGAUGAGUUAUGAAAGUUAUCGUAUGGCUCUGAAUCGUGCAAUGGAUAUUCGUAAAAAGGAACAGCAGCCCCCUCAGUUACCGAUGCAAUUAGCCUUACCCCAGAAUCUCGAACAUCAUGACCUACUACAGCGACAGUUACCUGCCUUACAGGAGGCACUACAACAAAAAAUGAUGGCACAAAACAGCGGAAACCAAAAUAAAGGACACUGGCACAAAAUAGAAUCACCAGGACAACAACAUGUGUUACCACAGCAACAACAUCACCAACAACUACAUCAACAACAUUUACAGCAUCACCAACAACAGCUUCAUCUUCAGCAACAACAACAGGAACUGCAUCUACAACAACAGUAUUUACAGCAUCAGCAACAACAGUUACGGCAAAAAGAGUUACAGCUUCAGCAGCAACAGUUCCAGCAACAGCAGCAUAUACAGCAACAACAAAAAAUACCACAGCAACAGGCACAGCAACAGUCUCAGCAACAGAACAGAUUACUGACUCAGAACAUAGAAACAAAAGUAUGACCGUGGAUGUCUGUGGUGUAUAGAGGCUCCAACAAAUAAUCCAGUACCGACUGUAAACCCACACCUUUGUCACAAACGGACUGCAUAGUUGCUAAUCUAGAAUAGAGCUGGAAGUGUGUAGUUGGUUUGACUGGGAUUUAGGUACUGUUGUUGGGAGAUAAACAGCUUAAUGGUUAGAUGAUUAAAAUAUGCUGUAAUCUGUGAUGAAAUCAAAACCAUCAGCAUGUUGAAUAGAUUUUGUUUUAGUGCCACAUUCAACCAUUUUAUGAUUCAUUUCAUCCAUCCUGGUGUUGAAGCCCUCAUAUACAACGUAACAUUUUUUGUGCUAAAAGGACAAGAAACGAGUCAAAAUGUGAUAUGGUGCUCUGUUAUACUGUGUCAGCUAUGACCUGACCACUGUGAGUUGUGUGUUGAAUAUUACCAUAAAUAUAACCAUGUAUUUUCACUGAUAUUUUAUUUGCACCCAAAAUGCAGAGUAGUAUCAUAAAAUGAUAAAUCUGAAUUCAAAAUACAAAAUAGUGUCAUAAGAUUAUAAAUUUUAAUACUGUCCUAAAAUUCAGAGGGUGAUUAAAACUUUAAUUGUAUUCUUAAUGAAAAACUGACAAGACAAGGAGAUUUGUGAGAGGGGUGUCUGGUUUUGACUUCAGUAAUUAUGCAUGUUCUGAAGUUUGGCAAUGUUGUUUAUUUAUCAUGUCUUCUGCAUAACAUAAAAUCACCAAAUUGGUUGAACAUAAUUUUGAUUGUGUACUUUAAGAAUAUAAUUAAAGCUUUGAUUACCUCUCUGACAUGCUGCGGAAGGACUUUGGGGAGUCCAGGUCAGCCAGCCCCAUACUGUUUCAGCCAGUCGCUGCCUUGUAUAAAGGACUGUCUGUUUACCAAAGCAUGGAGCCAAAGAAAGGCUGGUUACACCUCACUGACUUUAAUGGUGAAGAGUUAAAAAUACUGCAGCAAUACAUGUGAGGAUGUAGUACUCGGGCAGGUGUGCAAAUCUCAGCUUGGUCGUUCCUACCAGUAAUCACUUUUCAGGUUAAAUAUUCAUAUUCUAACAAGUUUGAUAUUUAUGAAAUAUUUCAUGACAAUUAUUUUAACAAAACCAAAUGUUACCCCAAAAAAGUGUUUAUUGACAUAACUUUAGUUGGACAAACAGUCAAUUACAGUCAUGUGAUAAGGAAACAUGUUCCUUGUCAUGUGAUGAUCAUGUGAUCAGUGUUACACUCCCUCGCUUUCAUGUGAUGAUCAAGUGAUAGUGUUACACACUCCAUCACUGUCAUGUUAUGAUCAUGUGAUCAGUUUUACACACUCUCCAUCGCUGUCAUGUGAUGAUCAUGUGAUAGUGUUACGUUACACACACUCUUUGCUGUCAUGUGAUGAUCACGUGAUCAGUGUUGCACACACUCUUCGCUGUCAUGUGAUGAUCAUGUGAUCAGUGUUACACAAGUUCUAGUUGUGGUGUAACUGACAGUCGCUUACAGUGGCCAGCUUGUGUAUGUGAACAGACUGGUGAAUCCUGGUAAACCUGGAAAUGUUACUACAGGCCUUAAAGGCUUUGUCAAAACUGGACAGAAGGCAACAUUAGAUUAUCAAGUUGGUCCCUUUUCAUUAACAACUCUGGUCAGACCAUUUGGAAUGUAACAAAGGUAUUCAGGUUAUUUCAUCUGAAAUACAAGUGACGUAAAAUGUGUAAUUCAGUCAUGGAUAUGUGUGACAUGUAUAACGCAUGAUCGUGUUGAUAUUAACUUCUUACAAAAUACAUGAUAAAGUUGACAGUUAGACUAGAAAUAACUUAUUUUCGAUUUAACUGCCACGUGCUUUUUUGAACUAUGCAAGAUUUAAACACCUGUGCCUGUUACUUCCUUUUUUUUAUAGAAAUUGUAGGAAAUAUAAUUUCACUUAGAAUCAUGCUUUUAUAUGUGAUUUAAUUUGUUACUGUAUUUUAUAGUAAAAAUAGCGGUUUUUGAAGGUCCUCAGAUGGUCUGGUACUUGUAGAUUGUUGUUUUGAGUUAGAAGUCCCUCCUGGUGCUGACCGUGUGUGAUGCGUUGUCUCGUCCUACAACAGGUGCUGUUGAAAUAUAACAUUUGGCUCGAAUGAGUACCAAAAUAUGCAAAUUAAAUUGAUCCUUUUUAAGUGCUUAGCUCUUUACAAGGUUCAUUGUUUUCUUUAAUACCUGUGUGUGCAGGAAGAAAUGUCCUGGAUGAAGCAGUUAAGCAGUGGUGUAAGUACAUUUUACAUUGAAUUUCAAAUGGCUUUAUUGUAAUGAAGCAAAGAAGACUGCCACACAUUGUCGUGUCAAGCAUGGAGGUUGGCAGGAAAUGUGAUAUUUUUCUCUCUAUAUACAUGAAUUGACAUUUUCUGGAUUUGUAAAAACUGUAUACGAGAGAAAAAUAUUCAUUCACACCUGUGUGUGUGAGAAGUCCCUCUCAAGGCUAUUGAUUAAGAGUAAAAACCAUAGCAUCAGGUGUAACACUAAGUCAUACACACAAAUAUUAGGGAGUCUAUAUAAGCCUGUAUUGUGAAUCAUGAACUUCAGAGUCGGGCUACAUUUAUAUAAUUACCAGUAAAUAUAGUGCAAUCUACUGCAGGUUUCCAAUGGUGAGUGUUGCUAGAGGGAGAGGGACUGGUUGUUAAGGUAACUUGUUAUCAUACUAUGAGAGGAAGAAGCCACUGCCAGGUCUGGAGGAGGAGGGACUGGUUGUUAUUGUAACUUGUUUUCAUAUGCUGUUAGGAAGAAGCCACUGCCAGGUCUGGAGGGGGAGGUGUCAAUUUAUUUUCAUACUCUGAGAGGAAGAAGCCACUGCUAGGUCUGGAGGGGGAGGGGGACUGGUUGUUUUGGUAGCUUGUUCUCAUACUCUGGAAUGAAGAAGCCACUGCCUGGUCUGGAGGGGGAGGGACUGGUUGUUAUGGUAACUUGUUAUCAUACUCUGAGAGGAAGAAGCCACUGCCUGGUCUGGAGGGGGAGGGACUGGUUAUAAUGGUAACUUGUUAUCAUACUAUGAGAGGAAGAACCACUGCCUGGUCUGGAGGGGGAGGGACUGGUUGUUAUGGUAACUUGUUAUCAUACUCUGAGAGGAAGAAGACACUGCCUGGUCUGGAGGGGGAGGGACUGGUUGUAAUGGUAACUUGUUAUCAUACUAUUAGAGGAAGAAGCCACUGCCAGGUCUGGAGGGGGAGGGACUGGUUGUUAUGGUUACUGCCACUUCAUGUCUCACAUGGACACAUGGACUUUUAUAUUUAUUGACUUUACAUGAGAGGCCUUAUAUUAUCAGAUGUUUUUCACUGAUCUCCUUAGAAAUGUGAUUCCACUGCUCUUUUCUAGUUUUUGUGUAUUUGAUAGAUUUUAUGUUUUACUUAGCUUGAUUUUAAAACAUAUGUUGUUUUCUGUAUUUUUUCACAUGAUUCCAUUGUGAUCUACAAUCAGACACAGUGACCAUUUAGUUUUGGUGAGUAGACAUGAUGGACAUUUUGCAUGGUCUGCAGCAGUUAAAGCAGUGGUCAAUGGAUACUUGUGACUGGUUAAAAUCUCAACCAGAGUUUGAAGGUGAUUUUAGAGCCAGUUUUUUUUUGGUGUACAGAUCUUAACGCAUUGCUCCAACUAGUCGUUCAGCUUAUUGAUAUUAAUCCUGGAACUAAUGGUCAUUCAACUUACAACUGGAACCAGGGCAAAGUAGAAAUUAGGCUUUGUAUGAUUGGGUUACUAAGCAGACCUUUAGACUCGGGGCCUAAUGGUUAGCAGACCUUUGGACUCUAGGCCUAAGGUUAAGCAGACUGUAAUCAGACCUUUGGACUCGGGGCCUAUUGGUUAGCAGACCUUUAGACUCUGGAUCUAAUGAAUAGCAGACCUCUGGACUCUAGGCCUAAUGGUUAGCAGAUCUUUGGACUCUAGGCCUAAUGAUUAACAGACAUUUGGACUCUAGGCCUAAUGGUUAGCAGACUGUUAGCAGACCUUUGGAUUCUCAGCCUUAUGGUUAGCAGACCCUUGUACUCGGGAUGAUAUUCAGACCCUACAUGAUGGUGUUGCAGGUUCCUGGAGUGUAUGUUUUCACAGCCUCACUGUUACUUGUUUAGAGGACAGAUUAAUUGUCUCAUUUUAUUGUAACUAUAUAAAUAUAUUUUUAUUUAGUUUUUCAGUCAUGUUUGUAUUUUAAGGAAAUUAUAAAAAAUCUGUAAUGAAAAAUCCACAAUAAGUUAAAUAGAUAUAUUGAUCAUUAUUUCUGUAUUGCAGACAUGACAUGCCAUAUAUAUUUAUAUAUCUAUAUCCCCAAAGUGUUCCCCUGUUCAGUUUGACUUGUAGUUCUGUAUGACCUCGUAUUUGUACCGGUUUUGAUUUUGUAAGAAAUUCUACCACCCUUUAUUUUAAAGUUGCUUUGAAAAUAUGUUUCUUCAUUUAUGAUAAUUACAAAUUGUAUUUUUGAAUGUGCCGGCCAUUAUAAGAAAUUAAACAUAUCAAAAGAUAGGGUACACCUAUUUGGUGUGUAGGUCGGCAUGGUGUGAAACAGAUUCUUGGAUGUAACAUCGUAGUACGUAUAUGAGAAUAUUUGAUUGUAUUUACCUCAAAACUACCCGGUAAGUGAUCAUCAAGUUGAUAAUUCUUUUUCUGUUAAAACUUUCCAGGAACUAUUACAUUAUAUCAAUUACUCAUGAAUAAACAGUUUCAUCAGCGCCAUCAUAAACUACAACAUUUUCACAAAAAAGUGUUAAGAAAGUCAAGCGUUCAACAAUAUGAGAGGCCUUAUUUGGAUUACUGGUCACAUUUAAAUUGUGUGGAACAUUUAUGUGCAUAUAAAACAGAGUGUAACCUGAAAAGUUUGAGGUUUAGGAAGCUAAAGGCCUCUGAAAGGUUUUACCAAUAUAGAGUUUUGAUUUUAAGAUUAGUGAGAAAAAGGAACUUAAAACCUGUAAUGUGUUUGAAGUUUUUGUAUUCAAUAACACGGAAAACAAAUAUAAAAAUGUAUGAUAUCUUAAAGUUGCUCAAAACAUGCAAUUCAAUAAAUGGCCCACUGAUGAGCAGCCAUAUCUUCAUGAGGUAAACACCAUGGAUUAGUGGAAGAGGCAUUCUUCCUACUUAAUAUUUACCUCAUAUUUCAUGUUGGACAAUUGAGUUUGAAAAAUGCUCCAGUCAUUCGGAUUUCCCUCCCCUUGUUAAAUAUUAAAGGCCCUUGAGGUUAAUUGUUAACUUCUGCAUACAUUACUCUAUAAAUAAACGUCUGAUGUCACAGAGGGUAAGGAAGUCCAGUUUCAGCUUAUUCCUAUGACAGACAAGAUCAUGAAUGAUUAUGUUACCAUAUUUAGUGCCUUGUAAAAGAAACAUUUGAUGGUACUGUCAUUGAUGCAGUUGUAGACAACCUUCUAUUUAAUUUAGAAUAAUCACAGAUAAUACACAUUGUCCACCUAUUUCUUUGGUUCAAGUCUGAAUUCCUGGAUUUUUUCUCCUUUAAAGUGUUUGAAUACCACGACAUCUGUUGGUUCCUACACUGGUGUUAGGGUGUUACAGUCAGACUGAACGUGUUUUCCCAUUUCUGUGUAUGUUUAUGUCUGUGGUACUCUUGUUGGUGUGCCCCAGUCUGUUACUGUAGAUGGUAUGGGAAACUUUAAGUAAACAGCUCUCUUUUAAAGUUAAAUACCAUGUUCAGGUAUUGAUAUAUCUGUAGAAUCGCCAUUAAGUCAGAGAUCAUCCCACCUGAUUUUAAUUAGGAAUUGUACUCUUUAUUUAUAUAAUGAUUUUUUUGUCAAUUUAGUUUCAAUAACUCUUGAAGGAAUAUGAAUUAACUUGGUUGUUAGCUGAUAUACUCUGCAGUCUAAAGUCUGGCCUGUAUGUGAAGGGGUUUGUGUUGUUACAUAAAGUACAUAAACAAACAAGUGCAAUUAGUAGAGACAACUUUGUAAGUUCCUUUUGGUACAUACAGUUGUUUAGUCCUUGUUAAAACACACAGGUGUAUGGUCCCUGUUUGCACAUACAGAUAUAUGGUCCCUGUUUGUAUAUACAGAUGUAUGGUCCCUGUUGGUACAUACAGGUGGUUGGUCCCUGUUGGUACAUACAGAUGGUUAGUCCUUGUUAAAACACACAGGUGUAUGGUCCCUGUUGGUACAUACAGAUGUAUGGUCCCUGUUUGUACGUACAGGUGGUUAGUUCCUGAUGGUACAUACAGAUGGUUAGUCCUUGUUAGAACACACAGGUGUAUGGUCCCUGUUUGUACAUACAGAUGUAUGAACAAUGUUGGUACAUACAGGUGGUUGGUCCCUGUUGGUACAUACAGAUGUAUGGUCCCUGUUGGUACAUACAGGUGGUUAGUUCCUAUUGGUUCAUACAGAUGGUUAGUCCUUGUUAAAACACAGGUGUAUAGUCCCUGUUUGUACAUACAGAUAUAUGGUCCCUGUUUGUACAUACAGAUGUAUGGUCCCUGUUGGUACAUACAGGUGGUUAGUUCCUGUUGGU
Molecule: messenger RNA, 8763 nt
Organism: Mizuhopecten yessoensis (Yesso scallop)
Lineage: Eukaryota; Metazoa; Mollusca; Bivalvia; Pectinida; Pectinidae
Product: protein salvador homolog 1-like
Exons: 9
Coding region: 491-2332 (613 amino acids)
Biological process (GO): regulation of cell population proliferation; apoptotic process; hippo signaling
Molecular function (GO): molecular adaptor activity; protein binding
Source: RefSeq, a predicted model, not a curated record